AUGGGCGUCGCCAAAAGAACAAGAAAAUUCGCAACGGUUAAGCGCAUGAUUGGAAAACGGGAUGACCGUCGGAAGGAUGACGCCGUCAAGAAAGCCGAGAUGGAGCUGAAGAAGAAGAAGGAGGAGGCUGUCCGCGAAUUGCCCCAGAUGCCUUCAUCUAUGUUUUUUCAGCACAACACAGCUUUGGUUCCUCCGUACCAAGUCAUCGUAGAUACCAACUUUAUCUCUAGGACAGUGGGAGCAAAGCUUCCUUUGCUGGAAUCAGCAAUGGACUGCCUCUACGCCUCGUGCAACAUCAUCAUCACAUCUUGCGUCAUGGCUGAGCUGGAAAAGCUUGGGACAAAGUACCGGGUGGCGUUAAUGAUUGCCCGCGACGAGAGAUGGACACGCCUUACCUGUGACCACAAGGGAACAUAUGCCGAUGAUUGCAUCGUCGACCGCAUACAAAAGCACCGUAUUUAUAUCGUUGCGACAAACGAUCGUGACCUCAAAAGGCGCAUUCGCAAGGUCCCCGGUGUUCCUAUCAUGUCUGUCACCAAGGGGAAAUACGCUAUUGAGAGACUCCCGGGUGCCCCGGCCACAUGA
Molecule: messenger RNA, 585 nt
Organism: Dichotomopilus funicola
Lineage: Eukaryota; Fungi; Ascomycota; Sordariomycetes; Sordariales; Chaetomiaceae
Product: Fcf1-domain-containing protein
Exons: 10
Coding region: 1-585 (194 amino acids)
Cellular component (GO): nucleolus; small-subunit processome
Source: RefSeq, a predicted model, not a curated record